AUGGACUUCUUGAAGGUGUACACAGCAAUCAGCACGUUGUCCCUUCUAGCAGUGGACGACAGAACCGAGUUAUGCGUAGACUUCUACGCAUUCAAGGUAGAGAACAAAAAUGCUGUCGCUUCGAAGUACGUCCAAUGCCCGGGUAAUUCCACUGUCGAGGCUGAUUUCGCGUAAGUUUUUUUCUCUUCAGUACCUUGAUGGUUGAGUACGUUUAUGUUUGCUACAGUAAUGUUUUUUGUCGUUUUUAUUAGUGAAUUUGAUUUUUUCAGCAAGUACAAGCUGGAUUCAACAAUCAAGUAUACGAAGCAUAUGAUUGUGCCUCAAAGUACUAACGUUGACACAGUCCUCCACGUUGGGGAGUACGAGGGGCGGUAAGUAUAGUUGCGUGAAUAAUUUUCAAAAUUUAUAUUUUUGCUAUAAAAAUAAUUAAUUUUCUUAUUUUAGGCCCCCACAAGUAGGAUUUUGGUUGGCACCUAACGGACGUGACCCAAAGUUUUUGACUGCCAAGGCAAAACGGGAUGACUUAGUUCAAGUCAGUUCAUCUUCGGGUUACGUGUUCGGCCAGGGGUGCACUUAUCUGGGUUCUUUUUAUUUUCCAAUUAAGAAUCCUAAUUCACUUAAAUUGACGAAUUUCGACUCUCCGAAGAUUUGCGGUAUGACAUUCGGCCACACUUCAGAAGGUCUGAUUUGGGAAGCACAGGGCCAAUGUCUGAAGCUGGUUGUUGAAGGAAAACUUCCUAGUAUGAAGGCAGAGCCCUGCCCGACGGUGGACAAAGUUAUGUUUACCAUGGUAAGAUUUAUAUUUUUUCAAAUUUAAAAAUUAUUUUUGUUUUUUGAACCUCUACAGUAAGAUAGAUACAAGGUGGAGUUAUAUUCUGGGUAGAAAUUGAAAAAUUUAGAAUUUUAGACGGCUUUGAAGAACCGCGACUCCUCGACUCAAGGCGACCUCACUGACGCUCAACUCGACACAACCUUGGCACUCUUGUAUCUAAAGUAAGUUGACGGUUACUGUAACUUCAUCUAUUGAUCUUGGCUUUUCGAAAUUUACAUAAGACCUUAUCUUACUUUAUGUUGGGCUUAUGUUUUGUAAUUGUUGUACGAAAUUUGAUAAAAUGGAAAUGGUUUUAGCUGGAAUUUAAUAUUUUUCCAAUUUUAGAGAGAAGCCACUGACUACAACUACUGAGCUUGAGGAGGAAACUACUACCGAAGUCAAUGCUACUACCCAAGUGGUUGACAUUGUUACCGAGUCCGAGUGAGUUUAGUAUGAGGUUCUGGAAAAUUUUUGAGGCUAAUGAAGAAUUGUUUUUAGUUAUAUGUUGUCAAUUCUCACAAUGUGAAGUUAUUCACACUUUUUUUUAAAAUUAAGUCUCAAAAACUAUACCUAGAGUUUCUAAACUCAUUUUUAAGCACAGUUUUACCACACCUUAUUUCAGCAGUUCACUCCCCCUUUGGCAAAUCGGUUUGAUUAUUGGUAUUGUCCUCGCAGUGCUGCUUCUUGUCCUAGCUGGAGUCUACUGCUACUGCAGGAAGAAGGGUCAGAAUACUCCGCCAGGAUCAGGAACGCCAAGUGACACGCCAGUUGCCGAGACGCCGAACGCAGAGGACAAGGCUUCAAAGAAGGAAAGAAAGACCAAUUCCAAGUCGUCCAGUUCGAAACUCUCUAACUCCAAGUCUUCCAAUCCCAAGAAGUCCAAGUCCAUGAAGUCCAAACCUAAAAAGGUCUUUUUGAUUUACCUCAAUGAAAGUAAUGCAAAUAAAUCUGGUCAAUCUUAA
Messenger RNA from Bursaphelenchus okinawaensis, 1773 nucleotides. Lineage: Eukaryota; Metazoa; Nematoda; Chromadorea; Rhabditida; Aphelenchoididae. The record is from the annotation of a GenBank genome assembly.